Archocentrus centrarchus (flier cichlid) is the source of this 2421-nucleotide messenger RNA. Its product is annotated as zinc finger protein 397. The record is from RefSeq and is a predicted model, not a curated record. Lineage: Eukaryota; Metazoa; Chordata; Actinopteri; Cichliformes; Cichlidae. Gene Ontology annotation, molecular function: RNA polymerase II cis-regulatory region sequence-specific DNA binding; DNA-binding transcription factor activity, RNA polymerase II-specific. Bases 111 to 1613 code for a protein of 500 amino acids. The transcript is spliced from 5 exons. Gene Ontology annotation, biological process: regulation of transcription by RNA polymerase II.
ACGCCCCUACCCUCUGCGAACCAUGUGGCUGUAUCGUUGGUAAAUAAAUACUUCUUCUCUAUUUUAACUUCCGUUUUGGUGCGAAUUUCUGCACAGCCGGAGAAGGCGACAUGUCGCAGGGCGUCGGGAGCCUCCAGGCGCAGGUGGAGUCGGUGCUGGGCGCGCUGGUCAAAGCGGCCUCGGUGGAGUUAAUCAAACUGUUCGAGAGCAGAUACCGAACUGCCGAGGUGGGUUUGGGCCGCAGCGAGGACGCGAAGGGAAACGAAAGCUCGGAUAUUUUAUCGAGUGGGGUCACAAAACGCAGCAUCGGCGUGCAAGUGGGCGAGAACAUCUCAGAGCCGUCGCUGUUUAACGAGCCUACUUUUGUCUCGGAUGAUGGUGGUUGUGUGAGGGACUGCAAGGAGGUGGUGGUGGAGGGUUGCCUCAUUCCGCGAGAAAUCCUCUUGGGUGAAGAUAAUGGGCCUGCUGACCCCGAGUGGCCAUCCCUGAAGGAUCUGCAGGUUGUGGAUUUGGUGGAGCUAAGCGUCCUUGAAGCAGAGUCACUAUCUGACUGUGAUGCUCAGACACAAGUUUUGCACGUGCAAAUAAGGAAUGAGGAGGAUGGAGAGAGAGAGGACAGAGAGACUGUGCAAGAGCUGGAAGGACGAGUCUCUGCAGAGACACGGACAGAGACAUCAACAAACAGUGUGCCAGCUAAUCAGAAGCCGCUUGUAAUUCAGCCUGAUACGAGUAACUCCGCUUCUGGGGAGAAGGUGAAGUAUGUUUGCCCGUUGAUCCUUAAACCGGAGUCUCCGGCACCCAAACCUGAGACAUCAGAGAAGCCCACUCAAGCCGAGCCUCAGCAGGCCUGUGUCAGCACAGCCAAGGGCACUGCCUACAGUCCCUCCCCAUCUGAUGGAGCUGCAACUCCUGCACAGAUCGGGGUGUGGGAAUGGGUCCACUCUCAGAAGGAAGCAAAGAACCAUCUCCAGAUGAAGCUGAAACUCACCUCUCCAGAUCCAAAGCUGCUGCGUCCCUGUGCUGUACAAUUGGUAAAUCUUCUCACGAUACCUGAAUCGGAGAUGUCGAAUCAGGGUGACGCUGCCAAAGUUCACAGCAUUGACCACAACAAUGGUUGGCCUGUGCCCAAAGAUCUCCGCCAUCAUCAAGGCCUUCACACCGGCCAUCGCCUCUGCUGCUUCACCAGAUGUGGAAAUGACAUUUGGCGUCUCCAAACAGUCGUCAGCCGCUCCCGUGAUGGAUACCGCUGCAGUAUCUGUGGGAAAAUAUUCAACCGGAGGAAGAUCCUCCGGCGACACGAGCGCUUCCACACUGGGGAGAAACCGUACUCGUGUUCUGUGUGUUCUAAGACGUUCGCCCUAAGAAAGAGUCUCCGCCGCCACUCGAGGUUCCACACGGGGGAGAGGCCGCACACCUGCCCGCAGUGCGGGAAGAGCUUUCGUCUGCGAGACAACCUGAAAGCACACCUGAGGUUUCACACCGGAGAGAAGCCUUUCAGCUGCCCCACAUGCGGCAAGACGUUCCGGAUCAUGAGGAAUCUGGAGAAACACAAACUGAGCCAGUGUGACUUCUUUGUUCCUUCUUUCAGAACCAUCGCUGGCUUUAAGCUGUAAGAACAGCUGUCAGGGGCAGGCCGCUGUGGUCGCACGCAUGUCUACCUCAGACUGAAAACACUAAAUCACAGAAGCUUAGAUAAGAGAGAAGUCAUACAUGAGGCAAACUGUUGCGUUGAUUCCUGAUAUAAGAAACUUGUACUACUGAUGUUUUAGUCUAAUUUUGUCCGUUUAGUUCUUGUCAUAUUGUUACAUUAAUGGGGCUGAGAUGGUGGCAGAGUACAACUAAACCUGUUUACGCAUUAAACCCACCGACCUUUGCACAGUUAACCAGCUCACAAGUGUGUGAGUCCUCUGGUGCUCCUUGGAGAUUUGUGUUUUAGACGGCUUGUAACGCACCAUUAAUGGGUAGAUCUGAGAUAUCUGGUGCUUGUCUGUUUUUUGAAAAACCACAGCUCUCCACCUGCCAACAUUUCCUGUUAAGUACUUUUAUAGAUUUGUUUUUGGAGUUUUUUUUUUUUGUUUGUUUUUUUUACUUAACACUCAUGUCACUUAUUACUUACUUUUUAGCUUUGUAGCAUGUUAUGAUUAUUCAUUGUCUGUAGAUGUAUUGCUUUCCAUGACCUGUAUGUCUCAUGGUGACUUUGAGUUAAAACACAACAAAUACGGUCUUGUCUUCAUUUGAAAGACAGUUUGGGUUUGUUUUUUGUUUGUUUUUUUUAACGUGUGCACUCAGCACUGACUGACGUCUGUUUUUCAGUCUUUUUAACGACUUUUGCUGAAAACAUUUAUCUUGUGUAUCAAUAAAAAAAAGAAAAUAAAUUUUGUGUGUGCACAUCUAAGCUAUAAUGACACUGCCUUUGAAAUA